This is a messenger RNA of Myxocyprinus asiaticus (Chinese sucker), 4859 nucleotides long. RefSeq names its product zinc finger protein 319. The transcript has 2 exons. Lineage: Eukaryota; Metazoa; Chordata; Actinopteri; Cypriniformes; Catostomidae. The record is from RefSeq and is a predicted model, not a curated record. The coding region runs from base 899 to 2671 and encodes 590 amino acids.
AACAUUAGUGUAAUACAUUUCAUAGCUUUCAUACGAUGUUAUCUAUAUAUUUAUUUGAUGGCCUCUGUUGAACGCUAUUGUGAGGACACGGCCUUGUAUCUUCUUCACAUGCUUAUUUGUAAACAUAAUUUUCGUUCGAAACAACGUGGAACUUAAAAUAUUCGCUCGUAUAUAAUAACCAAAUCGGUGAUUUUCCACCGAUUGCACUGCGCCCAUCUCAUCGGGGUGUCCGCCUUGUUCGAGGGGCUGGUCGUAGAGGUCCGAUGCGUCACAUUUAUUUGGGCCCUCUGCAUCCCGUUGGCAGGGAAGCGCCCGAAUUGUAACGCCCGGCCGUAAAACGUCUUAAAUACUUUUUUUUUUUUUUUAAACCAGUCUGGAUCUUCGGGAUAGCAAGGCAUCGAAGGGGGCAAACGCGACGCAAAGUAGGUUGACGCCAAUGCUGCGUUCAGUUAAUGCAAUCGCUACAAUGUCGCGUGCUAGUAAACACUUGCACCGGGUUUAAGGUUGCGCUGCGUAUCAUAUGCGUGCCUUUCAGCAGACGCUAUGUGAUUUGGCUUAAUGUCUUUUAUUGGAUGCGCGAGUCGCGAGACCGAUGAAAAAUAGCGAAUGCACGCGAGCACAUUGAUAAGAGAAGGGCAUUAGCAGCGCCGGCUAACACUGGCUGCAAGUGUACAUCGGUAUGCAUUUGGAGAUUAUACAGUGUAAUUUCCUGAAGACACAUUCAGACGUUACCUUUGGAUUGGUAUCUAAUUUAAAACUUCACUUUGUUGAACACUCACACCAUGAACAAGUUCACCCAAAAGUCUUGAACCUUCCUGCCAAACUUCAUAAGUAUAGUCCAUUGCCUUUCCAAUGAACUGACCAUCACACAUUGGGACGUUUUUGUGUGAAACCAUACAUGUACAGUGGAAGAAUGACUGAAGCAUGGCAGCAGCAGCAUGCAGUCGCCCCUCCUCCUGUUGGGCACCCCCUUCUACAAACGGCUGAGAAUGCCCUAGGCAGUGCUGCAUAUGGUAUUGUCCUACAAGCAGACCCUGCGUUACAACAGUCCCAGCACGGCCAACAUGCCCAGCAGCACCCGCUGCCAGCCCAGCAGCCUUCGCUACAGGUCGGGAGCGAAGGCGGCCACAAAUGUGGCGCAUGCGGCCAUGAUAUAUCGCACUUGGCCAAUCCCCACGAGCAUCAGUGCAUGGUUAACCAGGAUCGCUCUUUCCAGUGCACUCAGUGCAUGAAGAUUUUCAGCCAGGCAACUGAUCUUCUAGAGCACCAGUGCGUCCAGGUUGAGCAGAAACCGUUUGUAUGCGGCGUUUGCAAAAUGGGAUUCUCUCUUCUUACGUCUCUGGCACAACAUCAUAAUGAGCAUACCACAUCAAACAAUCCCAUGAAGUGCUCUAUUUGUGAGAAAACGUACCGGCCUGAUUCGGCAUCUUCUACCCCUCAGCAGCCCUCAACUGGAGAGACAUCCAGCGAUGGGGCAGCUAUGGGCUCUUCUUCGUCUACAGCUUAUCAGGGCUCUGACCGUCCAUAUAAGUGCUCCGUGUGCAACAAGGCGUUCCGCCACCUUUCCGAACUCUCACGUCAUGAAAGAGUGCACACAGGUGAGAAGCCCUACAAGUGCGACACCUGCGACAAGAGCUUUAGUCAGGCUUCUCACCUGGCACAUCACCAGCGUACUCACAGUACAGAUCGCCCUUAUAAAUGCGCUGUUUGCGAGAAGACCUUCAAGCACAGGCAGCACCUGGUACGGCACAUGUACGCUCACUCUGGCGAGCACCUUUUCAAGUGCAACCUGUGCGAGCUUCAUUUUAAAGAGUCCUCCGAACUUCUGCACCACCAGUGCCAGCCUGCAGGAGAGCGUCCGUUCCGUUGCACCGCAUGCGGAAAAAGCUUCAAACGACCCUCGGAUUUGAGGCAGCACGAGCGCACCCACUCGGAAGAGCGCCCCUUCCAGUGUGAGGAGUGUCAGAUGAGUUUUAAACAGCAGUAUGCACUUGUUCGCCACCGUCGUACGCACAAAAACCCGGCGGACCGCCCUUUCAAGUGCAAUCAGUGCGACAAGGGCUUCCUGCAACCGUCUCACCUGCUGUACCACCAGCAUGUCCACGGUAUCGAGAGUCUGUUUAAAUGUGCUGCAUGUCAGAAAGGCUUCAGACAAUCUGGGGAACUGCUAAGGCACAAGUGCGCAGAAUCCAACUCUGGAUCGAAUGCUCCAGAAAAGCCUUACAAGUGCGACGUGUGCGGAAAGGGCUACAAAAAGUCGUCGACGUUACAGCGGCACCAAAACUCCCAUUGCACAGAAAAGCCGCUCAAAUGCUCGCUCUGUGGCCGCCGCUUCCAAUCCUCAUCCGAUUUUGUGCAGCACCGCUGCGACCCAGCCCGUGAGAAGCCAAUGAAAUGCGCAGACUGCGAACGACGCUUUAAGUAUUCCUCAGAGCUCCAGAGACAUCGUAGAGUCCAUACCGGAGAGAAACCCUUUAAGUGUCCCACCUGUGACAAAGGGUUCAAACAGCGUGAACACCUGGCCAAACAUGGCAUCGUCCAUUCCCGUGAAGCUCAGUUCAAGUGCGUUUGGUGUGGAGAGUGUUUUGGCGAGCUUGGGGCCCUUCAGGAACAUACGGUUCAACACACGGCAGAAGGAGGGGGUUAUUCUGGAUCUUCUUGCAUAGAGUAGUUGCUUCUUGCCUAAUGACAAUAUACUAUGCACACAUUGGCAUCGUUGCAAUUUUUCUUACAUUUAGUGAAACCGUUAAUGCAAGGUUUACAUAUCCCACAACAGUUGCGGUUCAUGUUGCACUGGUAAGGAACUACAAAAAAGUGAUAGCUUGUAAGAGUCUUGACGUUUAUGAGCAGAUAUUGGUGAUGUUUUGACCAUUCCAUGGACAGAAACUUGACUUUGUUCUGAACCAACUAUAUUGACAAACAGAAUCGUACACUAUAUAAAAAAUAAGCUUGUCAUAAUGAACAGUUUUGUUUCUUGUGCUACUCAUUAUGAUACAGUUCUCCACAUGCUAUGCUUUAACAUUGGUUUUCUUACAGAGAAGACCAAUUGGAUCAUAAAAGAACUACGUUCACACUAAUACGUUUUCGUUUAAAAAAGGCAUUGAUUAUGCUACGUUUACGCCUCUCAUCCACACUUAAAUGCAGUUUUCCUCCACCGAAAACACUCUCCAUAAUCGCAUACUUUGAUGUUAGGAAACCGAAAACAGAGGUUUCAAACCUAAACAGAUUAGUUUGGACGUGGCCUAAAAUAAAACAAGAAUGAAAUGCAGUAGCGCAGCUAUCAGUGCAAGGUUUUCAGAUUGAUUUCAAUUGGUUUGCAAGAUAUUAAGCGUUAAAACUUGAUAGCCACCACCCUGAAUCUGCGCAUUAGUCUUUAUACGACUGACCAGAACUUGACAUCUCAUUGCAUUUGUUUUCUUUUAUUAGUUAUUUGGCCUUUCAAAUUAACUGCCUUCUAGUGCUCUCCAUCUACAAUCUCAUGCUUCCAUGUGUAUGUAUGGCACACUGUAUCUAGACAAUAUAGUGAUUGUAGGUAUUCGUAAUGUAUAACUUCACCACAUAACCCAAUGAUGUAACGGUAUAUGUAUGCAUGAAUAGCCUAAAUAAUUUUUACGGUUUGUUGUAAUCAUUGGUGCGUACUGCGUUGUUAACUUGUAGGAUAAAGACUACACAAAAUUUAUUUUUUAUCCAGUGAAUUUAGACUCAUCUCUAACAAUAACGCAAUAGUUUGCAAGCAGUUGUAAGAGUAAAUUUACAGUGACUUAAGAACUGCCAGGCAACAGACAAAUAACAAUGAAGUAUUUUUGUUUGCAGUUUGCAAACAGAUGGUGUUGUGUUAAUGAAACAAUGCUGUAGAAUUUGUAAAAUUAUCUGUAUAUGGAUGUUUUGUAUUGCUUUGACUUGAGUACAGUGGUAGGAAUUAGUAUCUGUUGUGGAUCUGCAUCAUAAGCUGUAGACUGUGCAUCUGUGAUUACAUUUCUUCUCUUGCAAAGAUGCAUUAUUUCUGUUUUGGUGAAUUGUUCUUUUGCCACAGAGAACUUGUUCAUUUUAUCUUCCACUAAUUCUUUGUUUGCUCUUUGCUUCAGUAGCAAAAUGUUACGGAUGCCAUACAUAGUUGGUAUUUCAUUUUUUUGCACACAUUGGUUCCAUUGAUAAUAGAACUUUUAAUUUGGCUAAAAUACUAAAACCAUGGAUAUAUGUGCAGAUUUUGAGAUAAAAUUGCAACGUAGGCAAUCAGAAGCUGUUAUAAAUAUAAAAAUCAUUUGAAUAAUAUUCAAGAGAACUAGUACUGGCAAUAUGUUAAAAACAAAAUCUAUAAACAAGUAUUAAAUAGUGGUAGAGUGUUUUAUUCCAUCUUUAAGAUCUUCAAAAACUUGUAUGAUACAGUAUCUAAAUAACUAAAGCAUUUUAAUUGAAUCCAUAUUAAUGAUAGAUUAUGAUCCUAACAGCUUGAAUGUAAACAUUGGAAACAUUUCUCCCUUUUGAUGCCUCUGAAAGCCUUAUUAAUUAUUAUCAUUUAUUCUGUUGCAGUUUCAUGUAUGUUCAUGUGCAUUAAAUGCAGUUAGAGACUGAAUUGUGUUAUUGCUUGUGAAGCAAUAUUCUUGAUGUCAAGUCAAUUAACAGGUUUAACAGAAUCAUUUGUUCUUUUGCAUUUGAGCAAGAACAAAUGUUAUCCCUGCCAUUUAACUCCUGUAUGUUACUCAACCCUUCCCUUUAAACCUCUUUAUGUGUGUCCCAGAGAAGGCAGUGAAGAGACUGACGUUGUAAAUAUGCCAUAAUGUAUUUUUUUUUUCAUUAUCAAAGAUGUGUGGCAUGUCAUAACCUCACAAGGCAUUUUAAAAAAAAAAUAAAUGUUUGUA